UAUACAGACUACUUUUGCAUAAAAAUAGUAAUUAAUUAGCUGUAGAAAAAUUUUAAAUCAUGUAAAAUAAGAUUUAAAAAUAUACUUUUACAUAUCUCAUCCAUCUCAAGCAAGGCUGCUGGAUUCCCACCUGUAUACAAUUAUUCUGUACAAAAUUUAAUCUAAAUAAACUGACAAAAACUUAAGCUCAUCAAAAUUCUUUUUUUGUCUAAAUAAUUCAUAUUUAGUUGCAACAUUUCUAAAAUACAUAUUUUGUGUGUAUUUUUUUCAGAUUUUGAUGGCAUCACAGGGUCCAAUGCACAGAAUGUAGGAUGUUAUAGUUCUGACAAUAAUGUUUUUGUUUGUUACUAGUUCUAUCAUCAAGUUGAAAAAAUAUUGAACAUAUAAGAUAUUUUCAAAAUUUGUAAAAAUCAUAAAAUCAGCAUGCAAUACAUUUUGGGCCACUGUAUCAAAAUGGGCUUCAAAAUGAAUUCAAGGUGCCUGUUACGAAGAAUGUCGCACAGUAAAGUACAACCAUUGCUGAAUGUAGUAAAAGAAAUAGAAAUCAAGGUGCCAUGGGGAAAGAUUGCAGCAAAAUUAUGGGGAACAGAAAACAAACAACCUAUAUUAGCUUUACAUGGAUGGCAAGAUAAUGCUGCAUCGUUCGAUACAAUUGCUCCAUAUCUGUUGAAGAAUAUCCCAAUAAUGGCCAUUGAUUUUCCCGGUCAUGGAUUUUCGAGUUGGUUACCUCCAGGAAUAAUGUACAGUGAUCUCAUUUAUCUAAUGCUGAUGCAACGAAUAAAACAGUACUUUGGAUGGGACAAAAUGAAAAUAAUGGCACAUUCAAUGGCUGGACUUGCAUCCUUUUACUAUUCAUCUUUUUUUCCAAACGAAGUUGAAUAUAUUAUAGGAUUAGAUGCAGUUGUCACUAUAGGGGUAACUAGAACGGAAUACCCCUCAUACUUUUCCAAAAAUCUGUCUAAGCUUCUGGAAGUGGAAACUUAUGCGAAUGAAAUAAAAUACACGAAAGAAGAAAUGAUGGGUAGAUGGAUAUCGAGUAUAAAAAACAGUAUAGACGAAGAUACAUGCAAGAUAUUAAUGACGCGUGGAGUUACAGAAGUAGAACAUGGAAAGUACGUAUUUAACAGAGACCCAAGACUUAAAUUUUCACCAUAUUUUUCACAAUAUACCAAUGAACACAUAAACACUUAUGCUAAAUAUAUAAGAUGCCCGUGUCUUUUCAUCACUGCGAAAGAUUCCUACAUAUCUGAUACCAUAAACACUUUUAAUAAUUUCAACACUAUGAGAGAAACUAAUGAAAAUGUGUAUUGGCACGAAGUUCCAGGAACGCAUCAUAUUCAUAUGAGAGACCCGGAGAAUGUAUCCAAAAUUAUUAAUUUAUUUUUAGAAAAAUAUGAUAAAUAA
This is a messenger RNA of Colletes gigas, 1404 nucleotides long. RefSeq names its product probable serine hydrolase. The coding region runs from base 424 to 1404 and encodes 326 amino acids. The transcript has 2 exons. The record is from RefSeq and is a predicted model, not a curated record. Lineage: Eukaryota; Metazoa; Arthropoda; Insecta; Hymenoptera; Colletidae.